UAUAACUGCCGUAUGGUAGAGAUACCACUCCUAGUCCAUACCACUAAGUGGUCAACUGUAGUCAACAAAAAAGAAAAAGUAUCUACCAAACCAACCCAAAAUCAAUCAUGUCCAUCUCAGCCUCAACUCACAGCCUUAUCUCCUUGGUCCUCCUUGUCGCCGCCGUCUCCACCGUCUGCGCUACCGACCACAUCGUUGGAGCCAACCGCGGUUGGAACCCCGGUAUCAACUACACACUCUGGGCCAACAAUCACACCUUCUAUGUCGGCGACCUCAUCUCAUUUAGGUACCAGAAGUUUCAGUAUAAUGUGUUCGAGGUGAACCAAACAGGCUACGACAACUGCACAAUCGAAGGUGCUGUGGGUAAUUGGAGCAGUGGAAAAGACUUUAUUCUCCUCGACAAGGCGCAGCGCUACUACUUCAUCUGCGGCACGGGCGGGUGCUAUAGCGGGAUGAAGGUUUCCGUUCUCGUUCAUCCUCUUCCGCCGCCGCCUUCCGCCUCCGUUGCGGCGGAGAACAACUCAUCGAGUUCCGCUGAUCCGGCCGUGGUUUUAAGCGGUGGGGCGCCGUUGGUUGCUAGGGUUCUGAUGGUUGUGUUGGCAUCGAUCUGGAUCGGAUCUAGCUGCUAAGAUCUGUCGAUCUAGUUGUGCUCUGUUUUCAUUUGUAGUUCUCCGAGCAUCAGUCAAGUGUGCUACUUGGUGGAUAACAUCAAUUUUUCAAAUUUUUUUUUUUUCUUCGGUCAGAUCUUUUAUUCAAAUUUAAUUUGGUGUUUUUUUAUUUGUUAAGAGCAAUGGAGUGGCUAAGCAUUGUUGUCCCUGUUUAAAUUACAAACAUGCUUGCUUUUUUAA
This is a messenger RNA of Cornus florida, 848 nucleotides long. Its product is annotated as early nodulin-like protein 19. Lineage: Eukaryota; Viridiplantae; Streptophyta; Magnoliopsida; Cornales; Cornaceae. Gene Ontology annotation, molecular function: electron transfer activity. The transcript has 2 exons. Gene Ontology annotation, cellular component: plasma membrane. The coding region runs from base 108 to 629 and encodes 173 amino acids. The record is from RefSeq and is a predicted model, not a curated record.